AAAAAAACCCGUUUGAAACAGAAAAAUCGAUCUUACAUUUCACUCCUCGUACUUUUUUCUCUCUUCAUUUUACUUCAUAAAACCCCGUAAACCCUUCUUUCUUCGCUCUUGCAAUCACAUAUUGCUGAAGCAUAUAUAAAGAAUGGCUUAUAGGCGCAGCAUAACAACGCGAGCGAAGCUUCUUUAUCAGCAACAAAGAGUCACUCCUUCAUUUUCUUAUUUUCAUAAGGAUGAUGAUGAUCGUAAGAGCUGUCCUGAACCGACUUUUGAGAAUUUAAGAAUUACUAGUUUUUCCCAAUCCCGUUACAUGGGAAGUGUAAGUGGAGUUAACAGCUUCAUUGGCUCAAGAAGCCCAUAUCAAGACAGGAGGUUUUGUGCUUCAGGACUUAUGAUUCCGAUGAGUUAUGGGUCCUCUUUGACCAGGAAUAUGUCAACUGAUAUUGGUGGUGAAGCAGAUAAAAUUAAUUACAUGACUGAUGUUGCCGAAGUACUUGCUGAUAAGGCUGUGGAAGCUGUAGUUUCUCAAGCUCCAGCUUUGAACGAGGUGGCAAAUGCUGCUGCAGAUUGUUAUUUGCCGGUGAAGGCAUUGAUGUAUUUGAUGGAUUACGUUCAUAUAUUUACUGGGUUUGAAUGGUGGGGAUCCAUAGUUGUUACAAGUAUUAUGAUUCGGUUGGUUAUUCUUCCAUUAAUGAUUAAUCAGCUUAAAGCUACUUCAAAACUUACGGUAAGUUUCUUAAGUGCAUUUUUGUCUUUAUUAAAUUAUUGUCAUGCUUGCAGAUACGGAGUAACUCCAUUCACUCCCUUAAAAGGACUACUAAUACAAGGCCCGAUCUUCAUCAGUUUUUUUAUGGCUAUUAGGAACAUGGUGGAUGCUGUUCCUUCUCUCAAAACGGGUGGACCAUUGUGGUUUACUGAUCUAACUACUCCAGAUGAUAUGUAUAUCCUUCCAGUUUUGACGGCUUUAACAUUCUGGAUAACAGUGGAGUUGAAUGCUCAAGAAGGAUUGGAGGGAAAUCCUGCUGGUAAAACUAUAAAAAAUGUUUCACGGGCCUUUGCUGUGCUAACUGUCCCACUUACUGCUAGUUUUGCUAAGGCAAUUUUCUGUUACUGGAUAACCUCAAAUCUUUUUUCACUCUCCUACGGUUUGGUGAUAAAAAGUCACGCGGUCAAGAAGGCACUGGGUAUUCCUAUAAUACGUUACAGUCCUCCAUCUCCAACAGAACAAAAACCAGCGCUCCCAUUUUUUGAAACACUCAAGAAAUAUGCAGCAGCACAACAACAUAUAGCAGCAAAGCAGAGCGCAGCAUCACAGCAACCGGCUUUAUCAUCCCCUCCUGUAGAAGAAUCAAGACCCACGAGUCAACGAGUAUCAGCAUCCUCGGUUCUUAGUCAAAGGGUCAAAAGUUUAGAAAAAGAAGUGAAAGGAAGAAAGAAGAACAAGAAGAGGUAAAUACUCGAGUGCUAGUUAUAGGUUAUCUCUAGUUGCAUACAUAUACACAGUUAAAAGCUGUAUUUGUUGAAAUAAUCGGGGCAGAGAAGCUCAAUGAUUUUUGGCGAUAUUGCGCGUUUGCACCCUCUCGAGUGUUGGGGAGUAAGCAAGAUUUUGUUUCGUUUCGAGAGUAUUUCGAGGACCAUAGUAUCUUUAUUUCUCCUCAUUAGACAUAAUUAGAGAGAGAUUAUCCAUUUAGAGUCUUGUAAUAUUAUGCUCUAUUUCUAUAAUUGGCAAAUAUUUCCAAUGCACAUUUGUGAGACAAUGAAUACUCUAAUGCUAGUGUUGUUCUUUUGGCUGUC
This is a messenger RNA of Solanum lycopersicum (tomato), 1791 nucleotides long. The record is from RefSeq and is a predicted model, not a curated record. Lineage: Eukaryota; Viridiplantae; Streptophyta; Magnoliopsida; Solanales; Solanaceae.